UUUGAUAUGAGUAGAAAUUAUUAUAUCUCUCUCUCCACCAAGGUAGGAGGUAGAUGCUUCUUAAAGAGACUGUUCACAAAUAAGACAAAAAAGGGAUAAAGCAAUGAAGAAUGGACGAAGAACAGGAUAUCUCCUGGCUGGUAUCUAUCUAUCACUAGUUACUCAGGGUACCUGUAUACCUGCAUCCUCUAGACCAUCAUCCUUCCUUAAGUUUCUUCCUAGUCCUGAGCUUCCAGACCUUCAUCCCUCCUCCAUGAUUUCCCACCCUCCAACAGCAUACAAAUCUUCUUUUAAAUCUCUUCCUCCCUCCUCCUUACCUUUCCCUUCACUUCCCUUUCUCUUCUCCCCUUCCUCUAAACACCAAGAAGGUCCUAUGGUACAUCAACUUCCGUCUGAAAACCAUAAUGAUGCAGUACAGAACAACCAAGGACUACGUUAUAUUCCUGUGUACAUGAUCAACUCUAAGCCGCAGAGAUAUAGAGAGGACAGUUUUCCUUCAGACUGGUUUUUAGAAGCACCAAGAGAAAUCUCUAAUACAAAGGUGGGAGAGAAUACUGAAGUAAAUGCUUUAAACCUUGAAACCCUUCAACCUAGACCAAGGAGAAGGUUCGACUGUUUGAUUAAUGGUGGAUUCAGUCACAAUUGUGAUUAUAGAAAUGCUUUAGGUGCAGCUGAAGAGAGUAAGUACUGGGGUCAUUCUUCUCCUGGUAAACGUAUUCCUGAAACCCUGGAGAACAUGGAGAAUAUACAGAACAGAUUUCUUCGAUCCGCUAGAGUAAUGAAGGGUGUUUAUACACGGAUCGGUAGAUCCGCAGAUUUGCAGAGAAAGACUCGAGCUACCAAAGGAUUGUUUAUGAGAGUGGGACGAUCGGGAAAAUCAGAUUUCUCCACCUACCCUGAUGACUUGCCCUACCCUGAUAUUUCAUCCUACCCUGAUAUCUCGUUCUAUCCUGAUUUUCCAUCCUACCUGGAUGAUGAGAGCUAAACCUGUUGACAACUCUAGUUUUAAGUGCUACCUGAUCACUAUGAAGAUAUACUACAAUCCUCGUCUCGUAAACAUCAAACUAUUCCCUAAACAUGAAUAUGAUUAAAAUAAAAAUACGCUGGUUCAAUCUUAA
Messenger RNA from Eurytemora carolleeae, 1118 nucleotides. RefSeq lists its product as uncharacterized. The record is from RefSeq and is a predicted model, not a curated record. NCBI's taxonomy places the organism in Eukaryota, Metazoa, Arthropoda, Copepoda, Calanoida, Temoridae. The transcript is spliced from 8 exons. Bases 104 to 985 code for a protein of 293 amino acids.